This is a messenger RNA of Solanum pennellii, 1599 nucleotides long. Its product is annotated as E3 ubiquitin protein ligase DRIP2-like. The record is from RefSeq and is a predicted model, not a curated record. Bases 6 to 1499 code for a protein of 497 amino acids. The transcript has 7 exons. Lineage: Eukaryota; Viridiplantae; Streptophyta; Magnoliopsida; Solanales; Solanaceae. Gene Ontology annotation, molecular function: metal ion binding; ubiquitin-protein transferase activity.
GGAAGAUGGAUGAUUUUCAUAAACGUCUAGCUAGUUUGAAGAGUGUUCUGACAUGUGGAAUUUGUAAAAAAUUAUGCAAAGAUGUCACGAUUAUUGAAGAAUGUUGUCAUAGAUUUUGCAAAAAAUGUAUUACAAAUAAGAUAUCAGAAGAGAAAUGGAAUACUUGUCCAGAAUGCAACAUGGAUUUAGGCGUUGCCCCUUUGCAUAAACUCAGGCCUGAUCACCAACUGCAAGUGAUAAGAGACAUAUUCUCUAGUAAAAGAAGAGAAUUAAUUGAGCUUGGAUUGAUAGAAAAAUUUAAAAAAGACGAACCCAAAAAAUUAGCUCGUGAAGAUAUUGAUCUUAAUUAUAGUGUGGAAAUGUUCAUUGAUCCAUCGCCUCCUCCUGCUCCUGCUACAAGCUCAAGGAGAAAGGAGAAAUUGAUUUCUUCCAUAGGAAAUAGUACACAGCUUGUGGAUGAUCAAGUUUCAAAUCAGAACAACGUUACGAGUAGUAAUACUGGAAGGGGGAGGGGAAGGGGAAGGGGAAGAGGAAGAGGAAGAGGAAGAAGAAGAGAAAGUCCACAAAAUAAUGUUAAUGAUGUUGAUACAAGUUUAAUCAUUCCUCUUCUUUCGAGCAAAGAUACUCAACAGGUUGAGAGUAUUGCUUAUGCAACUGAGUCCUCAAAGAAAAACAAAAGUAUUAAACCAUUGGAUGAAAUGAAUGAUUUGUGGGAACCAUUGAACAACUUGGUAACAAAAAGUGAAGAGCCAGUUCCAAAGUUCAUCAGUAAUACUCCAAUAAUCAAUCUUGAAGAUUAUGAAAAUGAGGACGACAAUGAUGAUGAUGAAGAAGAAGACGAUGAGUAUGUGCCUUCCCCAAAAGUUAAGGAACAGAAAGUUAGACAACAAAAUGUUGUUAAAAAACUAGAUGUUGUUCAAGCUACAGAAGCACCAACAAGUAGCAAUAAUAAUAAUAAUGAUAAAGGAAAAGGGAAAAAGGGGAGACGUGGUAGAAAGAAAAAAGAAACAAAUAAUUCUCCUCUCCCUCCUCCUCCUGUUAGCGGUGGUGGUGGUGGUAAUGGUGAUGGUGGUGGUGGAACAAAUCUUAACGUGGCACAAGUUCAAGUUGCUAUUGAGACAGAAGGAGGUACAAUCAGUGGAAUUACAAGAGUAGUUAAUGAAAGAGUACAUCCCAUUUGGUUCACUUUGGUUGCAUGUGAUAAACAGACAUGUCCUCUACCCUUGCCACAAAUUUCUUCCCGCUACAUAAAGAUCAAAGAUGUGAACAAGCCGUCUUCCUACAUAAAGAAGUACCUUGCACACAAAUUGAGUCUCCAGAGUGAAGACGAGGUGGAGAUUCACAUGUUAGGAAUGCAAAUUCAACCUACUUUUCCUCUCAAAAAUCUAGCAGAAUUGUGGUUACGUGUAGCACCUAACUCUGGAAAACAUUUAGCAAAAGUUGGAGCUUCUGCCCAAGAAUUCGUCAUGGUUUUGAACUAUUGUCAUUCACACCCAUAAUUGAAUUUGUGUAUUAAAAAUGUACAAUAUUUAAGUUUCUCCUUUUUUCUUAAAUAUUCAAAAUUGCAAGGAGAAAACUUCUUGUUGCAUGUUGUUAAUU